AUGUCAGAGGCUCCGCCCAAUGUCAGAGGCUUCGCCCACUGUCAGAGGCCCCGCCCACUGUCAGAGGCUCCUCCUACUGUCAGAGGCUCCUCCCACUGUCAGAGGCUCUGCCCACUCACUGUUAGAGACUCCGCCCACUGCCAGAGGCUCCUCCCACUGUCAGAGGCUCCGCCCACUGUCAGAGGCUCCUCCUACUGUCGGAGGCUCCGCCCAAUCACUGGGGCCUAUGCUUUGGGGGCCUGCUUCGGGGCCCCUGAGUCCCCCGCGCCGGCCCUGGACCAGGUGGAGUCUGUCCGGAGCGCGGAGGCGGACCCGGACUUGACCCAGGCCAGCGCGCGUGCGUGUGGCUGUCUGCGCGUGGAUGUCUGCUGCCGCUUUGGACGCGCGGCCAGAGACAGCGGUGUGUUUGACGCGCGGCAGAAGGCGGUGUGUUUGACGCGCGGCAUGAGGCUCGCGGACGGCGGCAUGGCGGCAGGAAAAGGCUCCGAAGGCUCCGUGAAGUGGCAGCUGUGCUACGACAUCUCCGCGCGCACCUGGUGGAUGGUGAGUGCCCAGAGAGUGUGCCAAAGUGUGCGUAAGUGUGCCAAAGAUGUGCCAGCGCGGUGCCAACUGCCGCGCGGUGCCAGCUCUCCUCUCUCCUUGUUCUUUUUUGUCUCCUCUCUCUCUCUCUCUUCGUUCUUGUCUUCUCUAUACCUCCUUCUCUCCUCUCUGUCUCUCUUCUUUCUGUCCAUAUCCUUGUUCUUUCCUUUCUCUUUCCUCUCUCCUCGCUCCUUCUCCUCGCUCCUCUCCUUCUCCUUCUCCUCGCUCCUUCUCCUCGCUCCUUCUCCUCGCUCCUCUCCUUCUCCUCGCUCCUUCUCCUCGCUCCUUCUCCUCGCUCCUCUCCUUCUCCUCGCUCCUCGGAAAGACCGUUAG
This is a messenger RNA of Knipowitschia caucasica, 912 nucleotides long. The record is from the annotation of a GenBank genome assembly. NCBI's taxonomy places the organism in Eukaryota, Metazoa, Chordata, Actinopteri, Gobiiformes, Gobiidae.